Messenger RNA from Siniperca chuatsi (mandarin fish), 3519 nucleotides. It is a transcript of the gene mindy4, whose product is annotated as MINDY lysine 48 deubiquitinase 4. The coding region runs from base 249 to 2360 and encodes 703 amino acids. Gene Ontology annotation, molecular function: K48-linked deubiquitinase activity; cysteine-type deubiquitinase activity. Gene Ontology annotation, biological process: protein K48-linked deubiquitination. The record is from RefSeq and is a predicted model, not a curated record. The transcript is spliced from 18 exons. Lineage: Eukaryota; Metazoa; Chordata; Actinopteri; Centrarchiformes; Sinipercidae.
AUUUUCAUUAAAAGUAAUAGGCCGCCAUAUUUGUGUAACUUAUCCACUACAUAUAGCCAUCUGGUGGGAGAGCGGCGCAACUAGCAUCUCCAUGGAAACGCACAUAAUGGUGUGGCGCAGCACAUCCCACAGACUUGUUAUGUUUCGCUAGACGGUUAGCUAAAGGCUAUCGCCAGAACAGCUUCUUGCUGAUUAACGUUAUCUAUGUUUCGAAGAAGACCAUCACAGGCGGACACGAUCUCAUCAUCAUGUCCGUUUCAGUUGAAGAGGUUUCUUCGUCCCUUGUACGGGAAUAUCUGAGUCGAAAGGGACUCAAGAGGACUAUUGCCUGUAUGGAUGAGGAGCAUCCACGCACAGAGGCCAGUAUCAACAACAGAUCACACUUGAGGCAGAUUCUCAACAUGGAGGGUCUCUAUAGAAAGAAUAAGGUUCAGAACUCCCCCCUGAAAACAUUACUGGAGAUUAUUGUAAAGCAUCAAAUCAAGGGCCUUAAUAACAAUGACAAGAUCACUAGCAAUGGAAGUAGUCCCCCACAGUCUGCUCUAACUAUCAGCUCAUUUGCUAAGUCUCCUGCAGGAUCACCAACAGCGAUGAAUGACACAAAGACAGAGGAUAGCAAACACAUCAAAUCAAGUUCUGAUAUAGAAGAAAUCUGCCCUUCUCAGCCUAUAUAUACAUCAUUAUUGCCUGAGACGGACAGACUGUCCAGUCACAAUCAAAGUGGUUUCUGGGCUUAUGACUCAGAAGACCUAAAAGGCCAGCCACUGGGGGCUUCCCUCCAGGACAAUGAGAGCUUCGUCAGAAGAGAACUAGAAAAAAAGACUUCCAUCACUGAGAGCACCCAAAGGAGCAGAACUAAUCGAAUUAGACGUGGCAUGAUGGCUGGACCAAUAGCUUGCACACCUCAGGAAUCAAACAAAAAAAGGCAGAAUCGAAGGCAAGAAGUGCUCAGAAAAGAAGAAAACAGACAGUCUAUGGAUGGACUUUUAGUAACCGGCUUACAUCAAGAAAGCUUAGAAAGCGGCCUAACUGAAAUCAGCUCAGCUGACUGUGUAGGAGGGCAACGGGAGUUGCGGAGUGCACCAGAGAGAGUGCAGAGGGAAAACAGCUUUGAAAAAGUGGGACACGACCUACUGAAGACCAAAAAAGUAAAGUCUUUGACCAGGCCAAAUGUGACUGAUUUGAAUGUGUCUGAGAUGGUUUUAGAUGACAUUGAUGAUGAUGAUGAUCUGCGAGAACUCUCCAAAGUGUCCUUUCAGAGAACCAUCGCAGAGCACAGCUAUGCUGGCCGCCCGAUGGACCAACACACUGCCAUGGAAUUGAAAGCUGUUCUUCUUGGUUCCAGCCUAAAUUGUUUCAGUGUUGAGUGGAGGAAUCAGGGUUUCACAUUCUCAGAAACACAUGACCUGAGAUACGGAAUUGUGCAGAAAAAGGGUGGUCCUUGUGGCGUUCUGGCAUCCAUCCAAGCCAUUGUUCUAAAGAAACUGCUGUUUGAAAACAUCAAAAGCAGUGAUACAGGCCUUCAGAGGUUAAGACCUUCCAACACUACCAGAAGAAAGUGUCUUGUUUUAGCUGCGUCUGAAAUCCUGUGGAGGGCUGGUGAGGAAAAACAAGCCACAAUUGCAAUAAAUUCAGGGAGAAAUCAUUUCACCCCAACUGGACACUACAAAUCUGAAGGAGUCCUUGAAAAGAUAACAUGUUUCAUGGUGGAUAACAUAAAGCACCUGCAGUUGCUUCUGGAGCAGCAUAUUGAGCAGUUUGAGACAGGGGUGUUAGGAUGCAUGCUGCUGACCAUAUCUGCUGUUCUCUCUCGAUCUAUUGACAAAGUAAGAGAGGAUAUGGAUGUGCCCACCACCACGCUCAUCGGAGCCCAUGGCUACUGCACUCAGGAGCUGGUCAACCUGUUGCUCUGCGGCAGAGCAGUUUCUAAUGUUUUUGAUAAUGACAUCGAGUUGGACUCAGGCAAUGGCAACAUGACUCUACUCAAGGGUAUCCAAGGCCACUGUGAUGUUGGCCUGCUGUCUUUGUUUGAACAUUAUAACAUCUGUAAGGUAGGAGCUUACCUGAAGACUCCCCGUUACCCCAUCUGGCUGGUGUGCAGUGAAAGCCACUUCAGCGUGCUGUUUGGCCUGCAGAGGGAGCUGUUGACCAAUCAGGACAAAGGUCUGGAGUUUGACCUCUACUAUUACGACGGACUGGCCAAUCAACAGGAGGAGAUCUGCCUCACUGUCUCUGUUGGCAAAUCGGCCCUGAGCUGUCAAGAUGUGGACACUGAUCUCAUUCCUCCACUGGAGCACUGUAUCCGAACGAGGUGGAAAGAUGCAUUUGUCAGUUGGAAUGACACAGAGCCUAUUCUCUGACUGAUCACAUGGUUUGAUGUUAUUUUAAUUAUGGACCAUUAACCGACAAUAAACAUAAGUUUUCUUCAUAUUUAAACAUAUAUUUUAGCAUUACCAUUGUUUUCUCUUGAUAGUAAGACACAGUGUUGUUCUGCCAUUUGAUUACAUGACAUGAUGACCUGGAUGUUAUACGUAUCACACAAUGUAUGGUGUUGCCUACAAAAUGAUAUUUGAGAGAAUGCAGUAACUAUAUCUUUGAAAGGUUUAGCAAUAAACAUAAGCUAACAUUUUCUUUAAAUGGGAAACUCAUACUUUUGUUGCUGGUGAAAUGUAAACGCCACAAUGGCCUUUUACUCUUUACCUGUACCUUUUUACAUAAAGAUAUAACCAUAUAACCGAUUGUUAUCCAUAUUUUAAACUAAAUUAUUAUUUCCCUGCUUAUUAGAAAUUAAAUUAAUCUGAUCUUUUAAUCAAGAAAACUGUUGAAAAAUGACUACAUAAAAUAAGUGUUAAUUUCACAUCACGUUUUAACUAGAGCUGCACAAUUAAUCUCAAUAUUAUCGAAAUCGUGAAGUAUCCAAAACGCAGAAACUGCAAUGUUUUGAUAAAUGUAAUUGUGUUGCAGAGAUGCCCUGGCCUAUAAAUCUUGUUCUCCAGAUGAAAGAAAACGUGUUUGUUUGGUACAGACCCCAACAAAUAACAUCAUCGUGAUUUUAAUAGUUGUUUCAAUGAAAAUGAAAAUUGUGAUGCAAAACGAUCAUUCUCACUAAUCGUGAAUCAUAUCGCAAUUGUAAUAUGUCAAAAUAAUCACAAUAUGAUUUUUUUUGUACCAUAUCGUGCAGCCCUAGUUUGAACUGACUUUUGUAUGACACUUACUAUGUAAUCUUAUGUUACAGUUUGGUUUUGAAAUGGCCCAAAAUCUCACUUUAAGUGAGAUAAUAUGUUAGGUUGUACUGUAUUUGUUUUCAUCGCUUCAGUAAUAAUUCUGAUGUGUUGUAAAGAGAUUAGAUUAAAUAAAGACAGACUGGUGUGUGUGUGUGUGUGUGUGUGUGUGUGUGUGUGUGUGUGUGUGUCAUAGAGAGUGAAUAUUCUACUAAAUUGCUUAUAAUUGCCUUGAUGAAUUUUCACUUUUGACAGACCACUCAUCUGGAACAGAAAAUAAAAUCAUUCAAUACCUCAA